CGAAGCAGAAGGAGCUCUGCUCUGAUCUGACCUGCAAUUCACCGUAUUUUUCGGCGCCGUUUAUGAAAGUUAAGCUACGGAUACGCUCUCCACACUUCUGAAGCCAAUCAGCGAGCUCCACGUGUUCUUCCUCCGACGUCUAUAAACGCCGGCGCCCCCACUUGCAGCUACGACGCCUCGCUUUUUCUUUUCGCUCCCACGAAGCCGGAAUACCACUUUCUUCGGUGCUGGCCGCGCUCUCCGGCUUGGAGUGCGCUGGAUUUGUCGUCUGGGAGGAAGCCCCUACGAGAUUCCGUCUUGAGAAACUGGGGAGGAGAGAGAUGGAGCAGAAAGGCGGUCUGGUCGUGGAGAGGAGGGCGGAGUUGAGGGAGGUGCAGACGCUCGAGGGCCAUCAGGAUAGGGUUUGGGGGUUAGCCUGGAACCCGACGACAGGAGCCGGAAGGUUGCCGCCGAUGCUUGCGUCUUGCAGCGGCGACCGGACGGUCCGGAUUUGGGUUCAGGAGGACCCCAGGAACCCUUCCUCCUGGGAGUGCAGAGGUGUGCUGGAUGAAAAUCAUACUCGAACUAUUCGGUCCUGUGCAUGGUCACCAUCUGGAAGGCUGCUGGCUACAGCUAGUUUUGAUGCCACAACAGCAAUUUGGGAAAUUGUUAGUGGAGAUUUUGAUUGUGUUGCUUCUUUGGAGGGACACGAGAAUGAAGUUAAGAGCGUUUCAUGGAGUCCAUCUGGUUCACUACUUGCUACAUGUGGCCGUGAUAAAUCUGUUUGGAUCUGGGAAGUACAGCCUGGUAAUGAGUUUGAGUGUGUGUCGGUGUUACAAGGGCAUACACAGGACGUGAAGAUGGUGAGGUGGCAUCCUUCAUAUGAUGUUCUGGUCUCUGUCAGCUAUGAUAAUUCUAUAAAGGUUUGGGCAGAGGAUGGAGAAAUGGAUGAUUGGCAUUGUAUACAGACAUUGGGUGAUGGAAGCAGUGGACAUUCAUCUACUGUAUGGGCCACAUCUUUCAACUCCAAUGGGGACCGUAUGGUCACAUGUAGUGAUGACCUGACAUUGAAGAUAUGGGAUACUAGUGUGGAUCCAAAAGAUGCUAGUUCUGACAGUAGUAUACGAUGGAGACAUCUGUCCACAUUAUCAGGGUAUCAUGAUCGAACAAUAUUUUCAGUUGAUUGGUCAAGGGAUGGCAUAAUUGCUAGUGGAGCUGGUGACGAUUCCAUCUGUCUGUUCCGUGAGAGCACUGAACCAUCGGUUGAUGGUCCAUCAUACGAGUUGGUACUGAAGAAAGAGAAGGCCCAUAACAUGGAUAUAAAUUCAGUUCAGUGGCAUCCGAAGAUGUCUCACCUUCUAGCGUCCGGGAGUGACGAUGGAACAAUAAAGAUUUGGGAGUUGACAACUGAGCCAUGACAUUCCCCAUUUUCCAGAGCUUUUUUCUUGCUGGUUCUAUGUAUAUGUAUAUUUCAGCGAGAACAAAUCACCAUAAAUGAGGUCUUUAUCGUUUUUAUUCGAGGCGUGUACGUGGGAAAAAAGAACGCAAUUAUUGUUAAUGCGUUCUCCAUCAAGGAAAACCAUAUGCUUUUGAUCA
This is a messenger RNA of Nymphaea colorata (pocket water lily), 1575 nucleotides long. Its product is annotated as protein CIA1. Gene Ontology annotation, molecular function: protein binding. The transcript is spliced from 10 exons. Gene Ontology annotation, cellular component: cytosolic [4Fe-4S] assembly targeting complex. NCBI's taxonomy places the organism in Eukaryota, Viridiplantae, Streptophyta, Magnoliopsida, Nymphaeales, Nymphaeaceae. The coding region runs from base 321 to 1397 and encodes 358 amino acids. Gene Ontology annotation, biological process: iron-sulfur cluster assembly. The record is from RefSeq and is a predicted model, not a curated record.